Drechmeria coniospora is the source of this 351-nucleotide messenger RNA. RefSeq lists its product as uncharacterized. Lineage: Eukaryota; Fungi; Ascomycota; Sordariomycetes; Hypocreales; Ophiocordycipitaceae. Bases 1 to 351 code for a protein of 116 amino acids. The transcript has a single exon. The record is from RefSeq and is a predicted model, not a curated record.
AUGCCUUUCGUCGCGAUGCUCGACCGCCGAGCCCGUCACAUGAGCGAACCCGAUGACCAAGUUUUCGAUCUGUCGAGACGCGUCGAGGAAAUCCCGGUCGAAGAGGAUGCAGGUGCCAUUCGAAGCAUUGAAAGCGCUACGCCGGCGUUGCUUGGUAAACCUCACGGGUCAAGUGGCCGACAUGGUGACGCUACGAAAAGCUUAACGGUCCUGUACCUGAGCGCUUUAGUUCCGCCUGCCUUCCGGGCCUUUGCGGCUUUCAACCGUAUAGAGGCCAUCAUCUUCUUUUCCGUUCCCCGACGCGGUGAAAGUGGCCAUCGUGACGAUGCCCUGGUCGAGAGCAUAAAGUGA